This is a messenger RNA of Alnus glutinosa, 1450 nucleotides long. RefSeq names its product casein kinase II subunit beta-1-like. The record is from RefSeq and is a predicted model, not a curated record. Gene Ontology annotation, cellular component: protein kinase CK2 complex; cytoplasm. Gene Ontology annotation, molecular function: protein kinase regulator activity. Lineage: Eukaryota; Viridiplantae; Streptophyta; Magnoliopsida; Fagales; Betulaceae. The transcript has 5 exons. The coding region runs from base 276 to 1127 and encodes 283 amino acids.
AGAAUCAGCACGAGCACACCCGAGUGAGUCGUCCGCGCCGAUUUAUCGGCCACCCCACUCCGAUACCUUUUUAGUUGUUAACACCAAUCCCCAUCUCUCUCUCUCUUUCUCUCUCUCACUGUUAGCGAAAAUCCAACCAAAUUCUGUGAAACCCUAAUUUUGCGAACAGUAGGGUUUUUGGGUUUGAGUUGUCGGAAACGACAUGUCGUUUUGGAGGAGAGUGAUAUAGUGGGAGAGAAGGAGAGGGUUUUGUUUUUUUGGUGGUGGAGGAGAAGAUGUAUAGGGAGAGAGGGGUGGGUGGGUCGAGGCCGGAUGUGGGACAAGUGGUCGAUCGGAAGCAGCGGAUCAACGAGGCGCUGGACAAGCAGUUGGAGCGAUCCUCGCCGUCCACCUCCAGGGCUGUAAUCAACGGCAAGGAUAAGUCGGUUUUGAUGGCCAAGCCCCCUCCUCCGUCCGAUCAGAGAGACAGAGACUCUCUCGCCAAGAACAACUUCUCCGAUGAGGAGUCUGAAACAGACAGUGAAGAGUCGGAUGUUAGCGGUUCUGAAGGAGAUGACACGUCUUGGAUCUCAUGGUUUUGCAAUCUGCGAGGAAAUGAAUUCUUUUGUGAAGUAGAUGAUGAUUAUAUACAAGAUGAUUUUAACCUUUGUGGGUUAAGCAGUCAAGUUCCUUACUAUGAUUAUGCACUUGAUUUGAUUUUGGAUGUUGAAUCCUCUCAUGGUGAUAUGUUUACUGAGGAACAGAAUGAACUAGUUGAAUCAGCAGCUGAGAUGCUUUAUGGUCUGAUUCAUGCCAGAUAUAUAUUGACAAGCAAAGGAAUGGCUGCUAUGUUAGAGAAGUACAAGAACUAUGACUUUGGGAGAUGCCCAAGAGUUUAUUGCUGUGGACAACCCUGCCUCCCAGUUGGUCAAUCAGACAUUCCUCGGUCAAGCACAGUAAAGAUAUACUGCCCCAGAUGUGAAGAUAUCUACUACCCUCGAUCUAAGUAUCAAGGUAACAUUGACGGAGCCUAUUUCGGAACCACAUUUCCUCACCUCUUCUUGAUGACAUACGGGCACCUCAAGCCUCAAAAGGCAUUACUGAGCUAUGUUCCAAGGGUGUUUGGAUUCAAGAUUCACAAGCCAUGAUGCUGGGAUUUACAAGCUUCCACUGUGUUAAGAAGCUCGCGUUGCUUAGCUUCUGUUUCAAAGUAAGGCUUUUAAGAAAUUGGUGGAGUUCACAUGCAACUCCUAAAUUUAUUAUAGUUCGGCUUUCCCUAUUUUGUAUGUUCUGGAAAAUACCGUAAAAACAACCAUGUCAUAGUUUCAAUUUUAGCUGCUUAUCAAUGAUCUUAUGUAGAACUUUGUACUCUUUGGUAGUGUAGGUGCUGAAAUGGCUCUGUAGUGAAAAAUACCAUCAUCGUUUUUUCUAUUCUAUUAUUAGCUUAGCAGUGUGAUUUUGGCAGUUAAAA